GUGCUGGGACUGCCACCAAAGGCGAUUCUCUGGUACUUUCCGGCUGCAUACUGCUUCUAGCUCGAACCUUAUCGCACAACGUCAAAAAGCCAAGAAAAGAGUUUUCAAGAAAUGGGUUUUUUAGACUACCUCUCAGAUAGGUUUGAAUGGCACAACACUUGGGGUGAGAGGAGAAAGCUCAAGAAACUGAAGAAAAGGCCCCUUCAGACGGUGGAUAUAAGAGUGAAGAUUGACUGUGAGGGGUGCGAAAGAAGAGUGAGGAAGUCGGUGGAACACAUGAGAGGGGUUUCAGAGGUGGAGGUUGAUCCGAAGAAGCACAGGUUGAGAGUAAUCGGGCAUGUGGAUCCGGAUAAGGUGUUGCGACGGGUGAGACAUCGAACCGGGAAGAAAGCUCAGUUCUGGCCUUACAUCCCCCAAGAGGUCGUCGAGCAUCCCUAUGCUCCUGGGGUUUAUGACAGAAAGGCUCCGGCUGGUUACGUCCGGAACGCGGUGGAUAAUCCUCAGAUUUCUAGCCUUGCUCGUGCCAGUUCCACUGAAGUCAAGUAUAUGACUGCGUUUAGUGAUGACAAUCCUAAUGCUUGUUCCGUAAUGUAAACUAGUUAGUAUCCAUCCAUCGCGUGUGUGUAUAUUUACAUGCAAUUGCAUGGGUUUUAAGAGUUCUAUCCUUAAUAUCAGAACUGCUUCCUUUCUGAGAGAGAAUAGAAGGUCUGUGAAAGGUUUCAGGCUGAACUCCCUCUCCAGGAAUUAUCGUCAAAUCACAUGACUUAUCCACAUUCUUGCAGCCAGUUUCCAAAUUUCCCUUGACAAUUUUCUCUUUCUCAAUGUCCUGUAUGGGAGUAGACUCAGGAAUAGCAGCUUCAUCAGAAGGUACUAAUGAAGUCCUUUCUCGCCUUUUCUUCCGUUUCUUACUGCCCAGACUGGUGACCGGUUGGUCAUCCUUGAGUUGUUCAGAUGCAGCAUUUGUGACGGAUAUGCUUUCCUGUUUGUCUGUCGUACAGGAUGCCAGCUGGGUAACCUUUUUCCUUUUACUAGAAUGUGAACGAUCUCUGACAUUUUCUUCCAUUCCUAAGUUGAGGCUUUUCUCUACAGCAGGCUCAGAUUGUGAUGUUUUAAGAGCUGCCGCUAUGUCACUCCAGUACAAAUCUGAAGUCUUACGCCCAUCAACAUCUUUGUCUCUUAUCUCCAUCAUAAUUUCUUCUUGGGCAUCUUCUUGGGCAGCACGACACCGGAUGCAUCUUUAUGCUGUAUAACCAAAUGAGAGGACAGUCAAGUCAGCUUCUUUGUAUUAGUUAGGUGAUGAUUUGCAAUAAAGUGGCUUUUCUAACA
Coffea arabica (coffee) is the source of this 1326-nucleotide messenger RNA. RefSeq names its product heavy metal-associated isoprenylated plant protein 27-like. Lineage: Eukaryota; Viridiplantae; Streptophyta; Magnoliopsida; Gentianales; Rubiaceae. The record is from RefSeq and is a predicted model, not a curated record. Gene Ontology annotation, molecular function: metal ion binding.